Eupeodes corollae is the source of this 1686-nucleotide messenger RNA. RefSeq lists its product as uncharacterized. The transcript has 3 exons. Lineage: Eukaryota; Metazoa; Arthropoda; Insecta; Diptera; Syrphidae. The coding region runs from base 1 to 1686 and encodes 561 amino acids. The record is from RefSeq and is a predicted model, not a curated record.
AUGCAAGUACCAUACCAACAAUCUAUUUACUGCAACGACAAUUUGGUUACCGUGAGUAAUUUUGGAAGAUGUCUUCAAACAGUCAAGAGUCCAGUAGAAGAUUUUACUACCUACGCAGCACGUGUCAACAAAAACUGCGAAGAUUUUAAGUUGAGCGCCCUCACACCAGACCAAUUCAAGUGCCUAGUUUUUGUGACAGGACUGCAAUCAUCAUUAGACGCAGACAUUCGAACAAAACUGUUGUCUAAAUUGGAUGAGGACGCGAGUUCAGAUUUAAGCAAGUUGUUGUCCGGCGUUCAAAAGUGGUUUAGCCUUAAAAAAGAUGCAGCAUUAAUCGAACAAGCGUCAUCACCAGCAACCUCAGUCAAUGCAGUCAGAACACAUCAAAAACACAAAAAUCAACUUCAGUCGGCGCAGCAGCAGAAGCAACAAAACAGCUUGCCAAGAUCCCCUUGUUGGAGUUGCGGUGAAAUGCAUUUCUCACGAGAUUGCACUUUCAAAAAUCAUAAAUGCACAAAUUGCUAUCGUGUGGGGCACAAGGAAGGUUACUGCAGCUGUUUUUCAUCAAAAAGUGACAAACUAAUUCCGACGAAAGCAAUAAAGAACAAUGGUCGACAUGGGAACAAGAAAAAAUUCUCCCAACAAAACAAAGCCGUCUUUGUUAAUUGCGUCCAACAUGCGAAGCGAAGGAAGUUUGUAGAGGUGAACAUCCACACCAGCGCUCAGAGAUCAAGCCAGUCUAUCCGUCUUCAAGUAGACACUGGUUCUGACAUCAGUAUCAUCGAUAUAAGUACAUGGAACAAGAUUGGGCGACCAGGAACCGUACUUAAAGAUCGUGAAGCAAAAAGCGCAUUAUUGAAUUCCAUCAAACUUAUCGCUGAAUUUCCUUGUGAAAUUCAGCUAAAUGGGGAAGUAAAAUCUUGUAAAUUAUUUGUUUCAGAAGUUAAGUUUUUAAAUAUUUUAGGAACAGAUUUGUGCGAAAUAUUUGAUUUAUGGGACAAGCCUAUCAACACAGUGUGCAUCAGUCGAAUCAUUCAACCGACGACCGCCGAUCGCAAUGCAGCCAUAUCAAGCAUUAAGAAGCGGUAUGCUAAAUUGUUCAAGUCAGAUGAUUCUUCGGUUUGUUCGAAACUGCAGGUCGAGCUCCACCUUAAACCAAAAGCUGUUCCAGUAUUCCGAGCCAGAAGAGAUGUGGCGUACGCUGUCCUUCCUCAAAUAGAACGGGAACUCAAACGUCUACAGGAUCGAGGAUAUAUCACUCCAGAUGAUUAUUCAGAUUGGGCAGCCCCAAUAGUGGUAGUGAAAAAGUCUUCAGGAGAGGUACGUCUGUGCGGAGAUUAUUCAUCAGGUCUAAACGAUCAAUUAGAGUCGCAUGAAUACCCCAUUCCAACUCCAGAAGCUAUUUUUACCAAGGUCGGUAACAGUGAAAUCUCCAGUCAUAUAGAUUUAGCGGACGCAUUCCUACAGGUCCAAGUCACACCCGAAUCUGCUAAACUGCUUACCAUUAACACCCACAAAGGUUUAUUUAGACCAAACAGACUAGCACCUGGUACAAAGCCUGCACCUGGAGCAUUUCAGCAGAUUGCAGACACAGUUUUGGCGGGUAUUGAAGGAGCAGCAGCUUAUAUCGACGAUUUCAUCAUCGGCGGAAAAACCACCCACUCAAUUACCUCUUCUGGUUCUUAA